UGUCUACUUUUUAGUGGCUUUGGGAAUCAGUGAUGUUGCUUCCAUCACAAGUCAAGAGAUUAUGGAGACUGACAGACAAGCUGCAGAGGAUUUGACAGGAAAAACUGGUCCCUGAGGCCUUACUGAGCCCAAUGAUGGUCCUCAUUGAACUGAAACGGAGUAUAUUUCAGGCCAAGGCUCUAGUCGGCUCACUGCUGGUCCUCCUGUGUCUGCACACAGCCACGGGAAUGUCAGGGUGGGGUGGAUGUUUGGAUGGUCAGGAUGUAUUCACAACGAUCAGAGAAAACAGCCAUUCGGGAGAAGUUGUCGCCGAACUCGUGGCUGAAACCAAAAUGGAGGGGGUUCACUGGAGCCUGACUGGAAAAGAUGCUGAUUGGUUCUUCUUGGAUGAAGGAAGCAUCCGGCUGAAAACAUCAGCUGACAAGGUCCUCGACCGAGAGGCUCAGGGUCCUGUCCUAAUGGCUGAGUUAUCAUGUUAUGAGGACGACGCACUUCAGAGUGUGUACAGAAUCGUGGUGGAGAUUCUCAAUGAGAAUGAUAAUUUGCCUGUGUUUGCAGAAGACAUGGUCCGGUCUUUUACUAUCAGUGAGCUGACUCCAGUGAACACUGUGGUGUUUACUGUCCAGGUCACAGAUGCAGAUAAUGACAAGAUCAUUUACUCCAUUGACCAGGCAUCACCGGAUGCAGAGUACUUCAAGGUUGAUCUCCCCAACAGUGGAGAGGUGAUCCUGUCCAAGCUUCUAGACUAUGAGACCAAAACACUGCUUUCUGUCACCAUCCACGCCUCGGAAAUGAGCACUGCUGAGCACUUCAAUACCAGCACCAACAUCACCAUCAACAUCCUGGAUGGAGAUGACCAGUACCCACAGUUUAUGCCCUGCCAGCUGCUUUUCCAGGAUGAGACCAGUCGCAUCUGCACCAGCCCUGUGUACACAGUCAAUGUCACAGAGGGGGAAGAGGACAUUGUGUUGGAUUUCUCUCCUGGUCCCAUUCAUGCAGUGGAUGGAGACAGAGAACUUAGCUCUCCACUCAGCUAUGCCAUUCUCUCAGGAGACGAUGAUGGGCAUUUCUUGAUGGACAGAGAAACUGGGGAGGUGAAACUGAUUUGUGUGAUUGGAGACAGACUCACAACUCCAGAGCUGCAUCUACAGGUCAUGGCGUAUCAGGACGACGACCCCAGGAAGUAUUCUGUUGCUACAGUGUUGGUCCGAGUUCUGGCAGUGAACCAGUUUCAUCCAGAGUUUGACAUGGCUGAAUAUCAAGGCUUUGUAACUGCUGGAAAGAGCACUGCCUCUCUGGUCAAUACUUAUGGCAGCAAAGCACUGAUAUUAUAUGUACAUGAUCAAGACUUUAACCAUGGCUUCAAUCCCAUGAUCCACUUCACCUUCAGUCCUACAUCCAAUCACACAGAAAUGUACCAAAUCACACAGGAGGGUCUUCUGAUCGCCAGGACCAAUCAACUGCAAGCAAGACAGAAACACGUUCUAGAGGUAACGGCUAGAGACCAGGAGUCGGGAGAUUCCACCUUUGCUACUGUAGUGGUGGAGGUGUUGCCUGAAGGACAAUCAAUCCCUCGUAAUACACUGGGAGAUGCGCAUCCGAUAAGCUGCACUUUGGGCAAUGCCUUGUUUCUGAGCAUGGUGUUCAUGACUGUACUUGGAUGUAUCGUGUCCGUGGUGAUGUGGCUGAGGAAGAAACAAAAGGGAAAGCGGGACCCACUGCAAAGAGGCUGUGUGGCACAAGGCAAACACCCCAAUGUGAGCUUACGGUGGUUCCAACUGGAGAGUCACCGUAGCAGCAUGCCGCACACGGAGGAAGUACCCUACAACAAUGAAGAAUAUGGAACCUGCAACCCUUCCUUCAGCUUCACAGACAAUCCUGGCAUCUACACCCACCAAGACCUCCCCUCAUGCCGAGGACCCGUUCCACCCAGAACGGCUGCUGCACCCGACACCAGCUUCAUCCCCACUGAAACUGCGCUCAGCCCUGUGAUCUUCAAUAAUAAUGUUUCUACACCAAUCAAAAGCUCCUCUUGUUCACCCCCCUGUCACCCAGCCAUUGUGGAUGUGAGCCCCACACAUAUGGCUCCACCCGAAGAAAACCCUGGCUCACCAACUGAUACAUAUCUUGACCCUACCGAGGCACUACCUAACACCAGUCCUAGCCCUGCAACCCCUGAUGCCACCAGCACUCCACCGUUCACCUGUCCUGAUUUACAAACUACAGAAACAACCAUCAACGACGACCGUGCCGACCCCGUCACCAGCCCCUCCUCUCAAUGCAGUGUUCCAUGCAGUCAGACCCGAAUUGCUUCAGCAGAAAUAGACAAACCUUUCCGCAAACCUCGUGUGAAGACACCCCCAUAUUCACCUUUACUGUCCUCACCCCUCCCCAAGCACACGGGCACACCCCCACCCACCCCUGAGCUUGCACCUUUAAAAGCCAAGCUGGUACACGUAGAUACAUCUCCCCUUGAUACACCUCCUGCAACACCAGAGCGAACAUCCACGACUCUAAGCACAGAGGUAGACCAACCUUCCACAUCACUGGACCAAAUAGAGCAAUCGGAAGACCCCGGUGGGGCUUCAGACGCCGGCAGUCCGUCUCAGGACAGGAGGCCAUCGGCAAACUCGGAAAACAUGCAGGUCAUCCGCCGGGCAGGGGAUGUCAAUGAUGAUGGUUUUCUGGGAGAUGAAGAUGCAGGCAAGAACAGUGAGGAUGAUGAUGAUGAUGAUGAUGAUGAUGAUGAUGAGUUAGAUCCAGCUGACGAAGAGCUGCUGAGAGUGAUGGCUCGUUGUAAUCCCAUUUUUAUCACAUUUAGGAAGUGAUGUCACUAUAAUAUUGCAGGAACUGCGAGUGACGGAGUGGACGACAGAGAAUGAAGGGGGUGAGGUGAAGAUGGAUGACUGUGGAAGCCCAUAGGGGACUUUAUAAAAAUGAUAAUGUAAACUUUCACAAUAGCAUUACAAUUUUCCACAUUUCAGUGUUAUUUGAGUAAAAGAUACAUUUUCACAUAGUCUUAUGUUCGUUCCAUGACCAUAUUAAAAUGAAAAUGGAAAAGCUGUACAGUCUAGCUAAUCAUUUCAACUAACAAAGCACCACCUUCCAGGUGAACUGCAAUUAAAAUAGGCAUUAUGACAAAUAUUUGUAGUAUAACUUGUUCAUAACAAAGCCUUUGGAUUUUUCUGUAACGCUAGCUACAAGUUAUUACUUCAGUUUAUGUGUUGCUGAGAAAUGUAGAGUAGUAAUUCAGUUCAAACUCUAAAGCACACAAAGAGAUGAAUAUUGGGCUAAAUCUACUUCUCCACUGUUACACCAAUGCUGCAUAGUAAGACCAAAAUAACAGUAAACAGCUCAAGCUUGGUUUGUUAGCAUUAAUGAACUUCAGACCAUGCAUAUUAUACCCGCUGUGACAAGACAGCAACAACACCUCAGCAACACAACCUCUUAUUUUGCUUUGACAUAGCAAGAAUACCUUUCUUUACUGUUAACAUUAGCUGUGCAAAGCAGUGGAACUUCACAUUACCACACACCAUCAACAAGGACUGAAUGAUGUCUGAGACAGCUAUAUCGACCUGAAUAACCCAUUACCAGGUAAUAUCAAAACUUCUCUCGUCAAACGAUACCUGCAGUCGAUAAUUUUUGUUCCCAGAUCUAGAAAAGAAUAUUUGUAUGUUUUUGCUUGCAGCCAACCACCGUAAUGCGACUUGUGAUGCGCACACUACCGCAGCAGGUACAACCCAUACAGCCAUACAAUUUUCUAAGCGUCUCGUGUUCUACAAUAACUUAGACUUGGAAUUCUCCUACUUGAUUAUGCUAUUAGGGCAUGUCGAAUAAAAAAAUGUGGAAAUGCUGAGGAGAAAAUAACAUUUUGUAAACGGUAAAUCACUCUGUUUCUCCUUGAAUGACUUAAUGAAUUCUGGUGAAGGAAAGAGAACAAGUUGAGAGGUUGAGUUGCAAUUUAAAGGAGUUGUGUGAUGGCACAGCAGGUUAAGUUUUGAAAUUAAAUCUCAACUGCAGUUUUCAUUUUCAAAUUGUUAAAGAAAUGCUGCUUGUAAUUUUGAAAUUUGAAUUGAGAGGCAAAGUCCCUCCCCUUUCGAUGUCCCCCAUGGGACCUUAUUUGGAGAAAAGAAAUGUACAGAGCCUAUUA
Messenger RNA from Anarrhichthys ocellatus (wolf-eel), 4150 nucleotides. RefSeq names its product cadherin-related family member 5. The record is from RefSeq and is a predicted model, not a curated record. Gene Ontology annotation, molecular function: cadherin binding; calcium ion binding; beta-catenin binding. Lineage: Eukaryota; Metazoa; Chordata; Actinopteri; Perciformes; Anarhichadidae. The coding region runs from base 132 to 2828 and encodes 898 amino acids. The transcript is spliced from 17 exons. Gene Ontology annotation, biological process: cell migration; homophilic cell-cell adhesion; multicellular organism development. Gene Ontology annotation, cellular component: membrane; catenin complex.